AUGCAUUCCAUUGCUGAGGUGACAGCAAAAGAAUUGAAGUUACCAUUCCUUGUCACUAAUUCUUAUGCUCCCCAGCGUUUCAUGAGCAGUAGCUAUUUGUCACUAACAAAUCUUCAGAGAAGCUAUGAAGCUUAUGCUGAAACAUUCAAAGACCACCACAAUAAACCUGAUAUCCUGUACAAGUUGUGUGGCAAUGAUUUUGUUUACGAUUUAUGUGGCUUGAUCGACCUCCUGUGGCCUUUGGUUGUCCUAAUGCUGAAAGCACAACAAGAAUGGUGCCCAGGCUGGAAGUUUGUAGCAUAUAUGUGAAGCGGGUCAAAGCGUAGCUUAAACGAUUCGAGAAAGAGGUUGCAAAACCGAAGCCAGAAAAAUCGAUUUGCCUGUUGCUUCAUAAGCACGCAAAAGAUAUAGAGCAGUUCAAAUAUGGUACAACUGUGUUGGUGCGCAGGUGGAUACUACAAGACAAGAAUGGUCGUCCAAAAGAUGAUGGUGACAAUGACGAUGAUUGUGACAAUGACGAUGAUGGUGGUGGUCGUUAUAAGCUGAUAGCACGAGAACCUGAAGAUUGCACAAAAGAUCUAAAGUCGUUGGCUGCUGGUAUGAUCAAUGAGCUAGAUGAACGAUACAAGAAUUGUUCUCCGAAAAUCAAUGAUUUACUCCAUGUUUGCCUUGAUUUGGUGUUUUGCUCCCUGGCCUUUCAGGAACAAGAGAUAACCCAGCUAAGGUACCUGUCAACAAGAAUAAGUUUGCGAAAAUUGGUGCAAACGAAUUCCGUAGAGUGGUAGGCUUCAUUGGUCGUCUCCCACAUGUUUCUGCCUUGAAUCUGAGCCUCUGUGAAGAAACUAGCAGCACUGGUAGUGGUAGAAAAACAGGAAAUGGACGGCGGGCAGAGCUUAGAAGUUCUGAGCAACCGUGUGAAAGGGCGUUGACUGGUGUUUCCCACCCAUCUUACAGUGUGAAAGGGCGUUGA
Molecule: messenger RNA, 970 nt
Organism: Paramuricea clavata
Lineage: Eukaryota; Metazoa; Cnidaria; Anthozoa; Malacalcyonacea; Plexauridae
Source: the annotation of a GenBank genome assembly